This is a messenger RNA of Labrus mixtus (cuckoo wrasse), 2961 nucleotides long. It is a transcript of the gene ripk4, whose product is annotated as receptor-interacting serine-threonine kinase 4. The record is from RefSeq and is a predicted model, not a curated record. Gene Ontology annotation, cellular component: cytoplasm. Gene Ontology annotation, molecular function: ATP binding; protein kinase activity; protein binding. The transcript is spliced from 8 exons. Gene Ontology annotation, biological process: protein phosphorylation. Lineage: Eukaryota; Metazoa; Chordata; Actinopteri; Labriformes; Labridae. Bases 114 to 2549 code for a protein of 811 amino acids.
GAAGAGCUCACAUACGGGCAGGUCGGUGUGUGUGUGUGUUCACUUACCCAGAUUGUGUCCUGGAGACAGAUAGGAAAGGAUUUCGUCCAGCCGCUGGGUCUCCCAACACGGAUAUGGACGUCCCGGAUUCUCCUCACGGGAAAAUGGGGCUGCUGAGAACCUUUGAUUGCUCUGAGUUUGGCAGCUGGGAGAAAAUAGGCUCAGGUGGAUUUGGACAAGUAUACAAAGUCCGGCACGUACAGUGGAAAACAUGGCUGGCUAUCAAGUGCCCUCCCUGCCUUCAUAUGGAUGACAAGGAGCGCUCCGAGCUGCUGGAGGAGGCUAAGAAGAUGGAAGCAGCCAAGUUCAGAUACAUCCUGCCCGUGUACGGGAUCUGUGAGGACCCUCAGGGCCUGGUCAUGGAGUACAUGGAGACCGGCUCCCUGGAGACCCUGCUGGCCACAGAAAUGCUGCCCUGGGAGCUCCGCUUCCGCAUCAUCCACGAGACCGCCGUGGGGAUGAACUUCCUGCACUGCAUGAACCCUCCGCUGCUCCACCUGGACCUGAAGCCCGCCAACAUCCUGCUGGACGCUCACUACCAUGUCAAGAUUUCAGAUUUUGGCCUGGCCCGCUGGAAUGGUCUGUCACGGGCUGAUGACAUCAGCAGAGACGGCUUCUGUGGCACCAUCGCCUACCUGCCGCCUGAGAGCAUCAUCCAGAAGGACCGAGUGUCAGACACCAAGCAUGACGUCUACAGUUUCUCCAUUGUAAUCUGGGGGAUCCUGACGCAGAAGAAACCGUACCAAGGAGAGAAUAACAUCCUUCAGAUCAUGGUGAAGGUGGUGAAGGGGGUCCGUCCAGACCUGGGUGCAGUGCCUCGCUCUAGACCGUCAGCCUGUACAGGCUUCCUGAGUCUCAUGAUGCGCUGCUGGGCCACAAAACCUGAUGCCAGACCCAGCUUCCAGGAAAUCACGUCUGAAGCUGAGGAACUGUGCUCUAAACCUCAAGAGGAGCCCAAGACGCCAACUUUAUCCACAUCUGAGCCCGAGCCAAUGUCCCCCAAAGCACUCACUAGUGACCAGGUUAAAGACAACAAGCCCGUGCGUCCAAAGUCAGCCAUGUUGCCAGAUAAAGACUGCAGCCUGUCUGAGCUGCUGAGCCAGGUGGAUUCUGGGAUUUCCAGGAGUUUUGAUCGAGUGAAAGAGGAGAGCUGCCACAGCAAAGAGAACACCUGCAAGCGACUGUCGGGCAUCUCUUCAGCCGACUCCGCCUUCUCCUCCCAAGACUCCAUCACUCUGUCGUUUGAGAAAGAAAACACAUGUGAUUCUGCUGAGGUCCAGAAGAGAAAACUGUGUGAGGCCAUCAGAAUCAAAGACACCGCCAAGCUAAUGAAGAUCCUCCAGCCUCAGGAUGUCGAUCUCCUUCUCGACGGCGGAGGUAGCCUGCUCCAUCACGCCAUCACCAUGACCAAUGAAGAGGCUGUCAAGUUCCUCCUCCUGAACAACGCCAAUCCCAACCUUGCCAACACCCGUGGCUCCACCCCUCUGCACCUGGCCACGGAGCGGCACCUGAAGCCGCUGGCAGAACUCCUGCUGGGCCGCCGCAGCACCAACGUCAACGCCAAGGACGAGGACCAGUACACCGCUCUGCACUGGGCUGCUCAGAACGGGGACGAGGCCAUCACGCGCCUGCUGCUGGACCGCGGGGCAAACAUCAACGAGGCCGACGGUCAGGGACGCACGCCGGCUCACGUGGCCUGCCAGCACGGCCAGGAGAACGUGAUCCGCGUGCUGCUGAGCCGCGGCGCCGAUGUUCAAAUCAAAGGGAAGGACAACUGGACGGCGCUCCACCUGGCGGCCUGGCAGGGUCACCUGGGCAUCGUGAAGCUGCUCGUGAAGCAAGCAGGUGCAGACGUGGACGGGCAGACGACAGACGGACGCACGCCGCUACACCUAGCAUCCCAAAGGGGGCAGUACAGAGUGGCGAGGAUCCUGAUUGAACUAGGAGCAGAUAUCCACACGACGUCUGCCGGGUUAAACACACAGCUGCAUGUGGCGGCGGAGACGGGUCACACCAGCACCUCUCGCCUUCUGAUCAAACACAAGGCGGACAUCCACGCCCAGAACGCCAAGGGACUCACCCCUCUCCACCUGGCCUCCCAACGAGGUCACCUCGCCACCGUAAAGAUGUUAAUAGAAGAAGGAGCAGACCCCCAGAGAUCCAACCAGGCCCUCCGCACCCCUGGCCACCUGGCAGCGGAGAACGGACACUGUGAAGUCCUGAAAGAGCUGCUCCUCCACUGCCCAGAAGGUGGCGCUCUGUUAGACGAGCAGGGGCUCAGUCCGUUACACCUGGCUGUGCAGGGCGGAUACUCGAACAUCAUCACCAUGCUGCUGCCACAGGACUGCAAGGACUUAAUCACUGACAGCUCGGUGACACCAGCGGCUGAAGAGCCUGCAGAGCCGGAGGUCAAGCCGCUCCAGAGGAAAGUCGUCAUCCUCAAACUGACCGAGCACCACGACGACUGUCCACAACCAAGUGGAUCACAGUGUGCCACAGCACUCUGCUAACGAAAACAGAGACCCUGCGAGAACUAUCUUUUGUGCCAUUUUGAUACUCAUCUCUUCUCAGACCUUAAGAGACUCUUUUAGGACUUAAAUGGCCUUUCCUUCGAUGUAAAUAUGUACACUGUAAAUAGAAAGUAUAAAUACUCUGUUGUGUUUGAAUUCAGACUUUGUUUACUUUUUUACUUAACAAGCACCGUUUUUUUUUUUUUUUUUUUUACUCAACAAGCACACAAUUAUCAUGAGGACAGCUGAGACCUGUGGGGACUUCUUAGUACACUGAACUGCAGCUGGUUUUCCUGUAGGUUAUAUUUAAUAGAGCACAAACUUUGGUCAUCAGAGAAAAAAGUUUGACAUUCAGUGUUCUGUACCUGUUACAUAUCAGUGCUUCAUCAUCCAUUAAACCGUUUAAAACCUU